AUGGCGGCUGACAGAGUUACAUCCGGUUUUGGCUCGUUUGGUCCACCAAAACCAACUAAACCAGCCACCAGUAAGGGUUUUGGGACACAUGUUGAAUCCUCUGUCUCCUCUGAGUCUGGAAAAAACAAGAAAGUAGAUGACAACAUGGAUGAAGAUGAUGCUAUGUCGAAGAUGAUGGGAUUUGCAGGAUUUGGUAAAAAAGCCCGGUCAUUUGAUUUGGACACUAUGCUUGAACAGACAAAAAAGACUGCCAUGGAAAUCAGUAAAAAAAAUCUAGAAGUUGCAGACAAAACAGAGGACAAUAGUGAAUCAGAAGAUGAUAUGAUUGGACCACCUCUACCUCCUGGAUUCUCAAAGGAAUCUUCCUCUAAUGACAGAACGCAGAACACUGAGAAAACAAAACGGUUAUCUGCAAAUGAGGAUAGUGAUGAUGAAGAUAGUGAUGAUGAUGAUGAUGAUGAUGAUGAUGAAGAGUCUUUAGAAAAGAAGAUCCCUGCCACUCAUGAAAUCACACUAGAACAUGGUGAUAAAGCAGUAUCAGCAAUUUGUUUGGACCCAGCUGGAGCUCGGUUGGCCACAGGAAGUUAUGAUUUUGAUGUAAGGUUUUGGGACUUUGCAGCAAUGGAUAUCACAUUGAGAUCUUUUCGUACAUUUCGGCCCUGUGAGUGUCAUCAGAUCAGGUCCUUACAGUACAGUAACACUGGUGAUGCUAUUCUCAUCAUAUCUGGCAACUCACAAGCUAAAAUCGUAGAUAGAGAUGGGUUUGAAGUUAUGGAGUGUGUUAAAGGUGAUCAGUAUAUUACAGACAUGGCAAACACAAAGGGUCAUACAGCAAUGUUAAAUGGAGGUGGUUGGAAUCCUAAGGUGAAAGAAGAAUUUAUUACAUGUUCUAAUGAUGGGACUGUUCGAAUCUGGGACCUGAAUGCAACAAAACAAAAGCGGGUGAUAAAAUUGCGACAAAGUAAUGGCAGAAGGACCAUACCAACGACUUGUUCCUACAGUAGGGAUGGAAAGCUGGUAGCGAGUGGUUGCCAAGAUGGUUCACUACAAGUAUGGGAUAUUAAAAGGCACAUGGUGUUCCCAGCAUAUAAGAAUAUGACAGCACAUACGAAUGGUACUGAUACAUCCUGUGUUUGUUUCUCAUACGAUAAUAGGACACUGGCCUCAAGGGGUGGAGAUGAUACUUUGAAGCUGUGGGAUUUCAGGAAUUUUAAAAAACCUUUGGCAGUCGUGCAAGAUCUGACCAAUUACUUUCCAAUGACUGACUGUCUAUUUAGUCCAGAUGAUAAAUUAGUUGUUACUGGAACAUCAGUAAAAAAGAAUGCAGGAGCAGGCAAAUUAAUGUUCUUUAAUCGCCAAACAUUGGAGAAAGUAGCCAUCUUGCCUGUCAAUCAGUCAAGUGUUAUUCGAUGUCUAUGGCAUCCAAGGUUGAAUCAAAUCAUAGUUGGAUGUGCUAAUGGGGAGACCAAAGUUUAUUACAAUCCUGAAAAAAGUUACAAUGGAGCUAAGUUAUGCGUUGCUAAGAAACAGAACAGAGUGAAACAAAUGGAGUUUGUUGUUAAUCAACACAUCAUCACACCUCAUGCUCUGCCACUAUUCAGAGAUAGUAACAUGACUGGUAAACUAGCAAGAAAGCAGCUAGACAAAGACCGCAAGGAUCCUGUCAGAUCACACAGACCAGAUCUGCCAAUCACCAGUGGUAAGGGCGGGCGUGUUGCUGCUAUAGGAGGAACUUUGACAUCUUAUAUCGUAUCCAGUAUUGCUAAAAGAAAAGCAGAUGACAGUAACCCAAGAGAGGCUAUAUUAAGACAUGCAAAGGAGGCUGCAGAAAACCCCAUGUGGGUUACACCAGCUUAUCAGAAAACACAGCCAGUGCCA
Saccoglossus kowalevskii is the source of this 1878-nucleotide messenger RNA. Its product is annotated as WD repeat-containing protein 70-like. Lineage: Eukaryota; Metazoa; Hemichordata; Enteropneusta; Harrimaniidae. Gene Ontology annotation, cellular component: site of double-strand break; nucleus. Gene Ontology annotation, molecular function: protein binding. The record is from RefSeq and is a predicted model, not a curated record.